AUGGUGGCACUUCCCGAAACCGCAGGCCUAGCUGCCUUGAAUCAACACUCCGCAAAGCGAGCCAUCGAUGAAUCUAAGAGCUAUACCGCUACUCCUCGCUCAUCCACUCCUCCACGCUCAGAUCGCGCCCGAUUGGAACCCAGACAUAGCCUCGACAACGGACCACACCGCGCUCCUCGCAACAUCGGAAGAAAAAGUGAAGGUGCUCGUGCGAGCCCUUUUGAUAUCGAUGCAGUCGAUAGUGCGCUGCUACGUGAAUUCCAACGUCCUCACAGAGAGAGUACUCCUGGUGCUAGUCCGCAUCGCAAACGGCAGCGAAUAAAUGGCGAUCGAUUCAUUCCAACCCGCACGGGACAGGACUUGCAAGCAAGCUUUAGUCUAUUGCAUGAGGAUGGGUCGCCUGCCACACCCUCAAAACAAAAGAAGCGCACACCACACGGUGAGCUUCAUUUCCAAAAGACGGAGGAGGCCAACCGUACUUUCUCUCAUCUAUUGCGUGCUGAACUUUUUGAAAGUUCCAUACCACAAGCAGCAACCCCCAGUCUAUCACCGAACCAGACUCUCCCUACAUCCUCCCACAUUCCCGUCAACGAUGGAACGCGGGCUCACACUCCUCCCACAAAUGCCACUGCUCCAUCACUGCCAUCCUCCUCACUAACGCCGUCAACUCCGCAUAAAAACCUCUUCUCAUAUAUGUCGCCGCGACACCACAAUCAAGUCGCUGGCCACCCUACACCAUCCAAAACUCCACAAAGCCGACACGGUCCCAAUCUCGAUACGCGGGCGGAAAUCUACAGCUUAUCACCAGUUCGAUACGGAAGCCAGCAAAUGCUUCUAAGCCCAAGGCGUCAACCCAGAGCAGUCAGCAAAGUUCCUUACAAGGUUCUCGAUGCUCCCGAAUUGGCCGAUGAUUUCUAUCUAAACCUGGUGGAUUGGGGAAGUGCAAACAUUCUCGGAGUAGGACUGGGCUCUAGUGUCUAUAUGUGGAAUGCACAAACCAGCAAAGUCAACAAGCUUUGCACACUCGAAGACGAUACUGUUACCAGUGUUUCAUGGAUACAAAAAGGCACACACCUUGCUAUAGGAACUGGCAAGGGUCUUGUACAAAUCUGGGACGCGGAGAAGUCACGCAGAUUACGAACGAUGACUGGGCAUACAGCGCGAGUUGGCUCACUGGCUUGGAAUACACACAUCCUCACAUCUGGAUCACGCGAUCGACUGAUCUAUCACCGCGACGUACGGGCCCCUGACCAGUGGUUACGAAAACUGGUCGGCCACAAACAAGAAGUCUGUGGUCUGAAGUGGAAUUGUGAGGACGGGCAGCUGGCAAGUGGCGGUAACGACAACAAGCUCAUGGUCUGGGAUAAGCUCUCAGAAACACCACUUUGGAAGUUUUCGGAUCAUACCGCAGCCGUCAAAGCAAUCUCGUGGUCACCUCACCAACGUGGCCUCCUGGCUUCCGGAGGUGGCACUGCGGACCGUCGCAUCAUUUUUCACGACACUGUCAAGGGAUCAGUUAUCAAUGAGAUCGAUACAGGCAGCCAAGUUUGCAAUCUUGCUUGGUCAAAGAACUCAAACGAGAUCGUAUCCACACAUGGGUACAGCCAAAAUCAGAUCGUUGUUUGGAAAUAUCCUUCCAUGACGCAGGUGGCUAGUCUUACGGGACAUACCUACCGUGUGCUUUACCUGGCCAUGAGCCCAGAUGGCCGAACAAUUGUGACUGGUGCAGGAGAUGAAACCUUGAGGUUUUGGUCUACCUUUGGCCGAAGGCCAGGAACUCGGGAAGAUGGCGAUAACGGUGGCAGGCUUGCUGACCUAGCUGUCAUCCGAUGA
Fusarium sp. VM40 is the source of this 1833-nucleotide messenger RNA. The record is from the annotation of a GenBank genome assembly. Lineage: Eukaryota; Fungi; Ascomycota; Sordariomycetes; Hypocreales; Nectriaceae.